Messenger RNA from Penicillium waksmanii, 207 nucleotides. RefSeq lists its product as uncharacterized. Lineage: Eukaryota; Fungi; Ascomycota; Eurotiomycetes; Eurotiales; Aspergillaceae. The coding region runs from base 1 to 207 and encodes 68 amino acids. The transcript has 2 exons. The record is from RefSeq and is a predicted model, not a curated record.
AUGCAUGUUAUCAGCUUCACUCUUGCUACUCUAGUGGCCAGUGCCUCUAUGGUCAUGGCUGCCCCAGCCGAGCCCAGUGGAGCCGCUGCUAAAUGGAUCUGCCCAAAUGGAUGGGAAUUCUGUGGCUGUGUCGGACCUGGUGGCGGCGAUGGGCAAAUCUGCGGUAGCAAUGGUUUCGAUGCCCAGAUCUGCCCGGUGAAGAAAUAA